Molecule: messenger RNA, 3922 nt
Organism: Carica papaya (papaya)
Lineage: Eukaryota; Viridiplantae; Streptophyta; Magnoliopsida; Brassicales; Caricaceae
Product: Leucine-rich repeat protein kinase family protein
Biological process (GO): protein phosphorylation
Molecular function (GO): protein kinase activity; protein binding; ATP binding
Source: RefSeq, a predicted model, not a curated record
UUACUCCUCCCCCAUUUCUCUCUCUCUCUCUCUCGAAAUUCAUGCCUCAGACAGACUACCACGACUGACCAGUUUCCUAAGCCCCUCUCCUCCCUACCUCUCUCCGCCGUCUUCCGGUGAACUUCUGCCGUGUUUCAGCUGAGUCUUGACUGGUGUCGGGUGACCCCUUUAAGGCUCCGGUGGAGACUGCUAAGUGCUUGCUUAUCAAAUGCUCUGCUUGUAGCUUCUCAUAGUUCUCAGAUCGAGACCUUCUCUCAAGUCUUUUCUUCGUGUUACCUCUUUCUAGUUUUGGAAGCUUUUUUUGCUGCUCUUUGAAAAACAACGUUGCUUUUUAAGAGUUUCUCCGGCUUGUUUCAGAGAUAUACCUUCUAAUUAAAGAAAAAAAAUCUAAUCACUUUCAUAUAGGUUUCUUUUGAUGGGUGGGGUGGGUUUGGUCGAUGUUGGAAGGUCUGUACACUCUCUCAUUUGGUAAUGCAACUGGGUUUUAGUGUUUUCGUUUGAAAGUAUCCGCCCUGGCUCUCGUCACGGCUUCAAAUCUAGCCGUUACUCAAUUUUCCCUUGUUUUAUUUUCUGGGAAUUCCGUCUGCAGUUUCAUUUUUGCUUGUUUUUAAGCUGAAAGUUGGCCAUUUUGAUUUCUGUUUUCUUCUGGGUCUGUUGCAUUUUUCCUUUGAAGUAACGAUGGGUUUGUAAAUUUGUCUCAUCUUGGACCUCUGUUUGAGAAACUGGAAAAUGCUGGUAAUGUUGAGCAUGAGAAACCUGCUUACUUUACUGGGGCUGCUGUUAUUAGCUCCACUUCUGGUGAGAUCUUUGAACCCGUCUUUAAACGACGACGUUCUGGGCCUAAUCGUGUUCAAGGCAGACAUUCAAGAUCCAAAGCAACAGCUCGCAUCUUGGAACGAAGACGACGAUAGUCCUUGUGGCUGGUACGGUAUCAAAUGCAACCCGAGAUCCAACCGCGUCACGGAGCUCACUCUCGACGGAUUGUCUCUCUCGGGUCGGAUCGGCCGUGGCCUCUUGCAGCUCCAGUUCCUUCGUAAGCUCUCUCUUUCUAAGAACAACCUUACUGGUAAUGUGAGCCCGAUACUGCUCAGGCUUGAAAACCUUAGAAUCAUCGACUUGAGCGAGAAUGGUCUUUCGGGCCCCAUCCCUGAAGAUUUCUUUCAACAAUGUGGGUCCUUAAGAGCAAUUUCUUUGGCAAACAACAAGUUUUCUGGCAAGAUUCCUGGUAGUUUGACCUCAUGUUCGUCUCUUGCUAUUUUUAAUGUAUCUUCCAAUCAGUUUUCGGGUUCUCUUCCAUCUGGGAUUUGGUCUUUGAAUAUUCUUAGAUCUCUUGACUUGUCUAGUAAUUUGUUAGAAGGAGAGAUUCCUAAAGGGAUUGAUAGUAUGAAUAAUUUGCGCGUGAUUAACUUGAGUAAGAACAGAUUAUCUGGGUCUGUUCCUGCUGGAAUUGGAAGCUGUUUGUUGUUAAAAUAUAUUGAUCUUAGCGAUAAUGCGCUAUCUGGGUUCCUACCAGAGUCAAUGCAGAAGCUUAGUUCGUGUAAUCAUCUGAACUUGCGGAAGAACUCGCUUGAAGGUGAGGUCCCUAACUGGCUUGGAGAACUGAGGAACCUGGAGAAUUUGGAUCUUUCUUCAAAUAAGUUUUCCGGUCUGGUUCCCCAUUCUAUUGGUAACCUUCAGUCACUGAAGAUGAUGAAUUUUUCUGCAAAUGGUGUUACUGGAAACUUGCCUGAAUCUUUGGUCAAUUGCACCAACCUUUUGGCCUUAGAUUUUAGCCAAAAUUCCAUGACUGGUGAUCUUCCGGGAUGGCUUUUUCAAUCGAAUUUGCAACAUGUUUCACUUUCCAGGACUAACACUGGAAUAAUGGAUAGUCCCUUUUCUUCGUCAGUUGGGAAUUCCAUUCAGAAGCUUCAGGUCUUGGAUUUAUCACACAAUUCAUUAUCUGGUGAGCUUAGAAUUGGUAUCAGAGUUUUGGGUGACUUGCAGGUCUUGAAUCUGUCUAGGAACUCUCUUGUUGGUAAUAUUCCAGCUUCUAUUGGAGAGUUCAAGGACUUGACUGUUCUUGAUUUGAGUUGCAAUAAGCUCAACGGAAGCAUUCCUCUUGAAAUUGGAGGAUCUAUUUCUUUGAAAGAAUUGAGGCUGGAGGGCAACUUCCUAGAUGGGAAAAUUCCUACUUCAAUUGGAAACUGUUCUUCACUUCAAGCUUUGAUCCUGGCACAGAACAAGCUGGAUGGCCCUGUACCUGUAGAGAUGGCAAAACUAACAAACCUACAAGAUGUAGACUUGUCAUUUAACAACCUCACUGGAACGCUACCCAAGCAGUUAGCCAAUCUUGCACACCUCUACAACUUCAACAUAUCCCACAACCAUUUGCAAGGUGAACUACCUGCUGGGUUUUUUAACACCAUUUCACCCUAUUCUGUCUCUGGUAAUCCAUCCCUAUGUGGUUCGGCUGCCAAUAAGUCUUGUCCAGCAGUUCUUCCUAAGCCCAUCGUCCUCAAUCCCAACUCAACUUCAGAAGCAAGUUCUGGGGUAAUAGCUCCCAAUUUGAGUCACAAAAGAAUAAUCCUCAGCAUAUCUUCCCUCAUUGCUAUAGGUGCAGCUGCUGUCAUUGUUAUUGGGGUGAUUGCAAUCACUGUCCUCAAUCUUCGUGUUCGGGCAUCAGCAUCUCGAUCCGCUGCAGCUCUUGCCUUAUCUGCUGGGGAUGACUUCAGCCGAUCCCCAACUACAGAUGCCAACUCUGGAAAACUUGUUAUGUUUUCUGGUGAACCCGACUUCAGCACAGGAGCACAUGCUUUGCUCAACAAGGAUUGUGAGCUUGGACGUGGUGGCUUCGGAGCAGUUUAUCGGACGGUUCUUCGAGAUGGGCAACCAGUUGCUAUCAAGAAGCUCACAGUCUCAAGUCUUGUCAAGUCCCAAGAAGAUUUUGAAAGGGAAGUGAAGAAACUAGGAAAAGUCAGGCACCCUAAUCUUGUGGCGCUCGAAGGAUAUUACUGGACUCCAUCAUUGCAGCUUCUAAUUUCUGAGUUUGUUUCUGGUGGAAGUUUGUAUAAGCAUCUACACGAAGGCUCAGGGGCAAACUUCCUUUCAUGGAAUGAAAGAUUCAAUAUAAUUCUUGGGACAGCAAGAAGCCUAGCUCAUUUGCACCAGUCAAACAUCAUUCACUACAACAUAAAAUCGAGCAACGUUUUGAUUGACAGUUCAGGGGAGCCAAAAGUGGGAGAUUAUGGCCUAGCAAGGUUGUUGCCAAUGCUGGACAGAUAUGUUUUAAGCAGCAAGAUCCAGAGUGCACUUGGCUACAUGGCACCUGAGUUUGCCUGCAGAACAAUAAAGAUAACUGAGAAAUGUGAUGUUUACGGGUUUGGUGUGUUAGUUCUUGAGGUUGUUACUGGAAAGAGGCCUGUUGAAUACAUGGAAGAUGAUGUCGUGGUGCUUUGUGACAUGGUUAGAGGAGCACUGGAAGAAGGUAAAGUGGAGGAAUGUGUGGAUGGUAGGCUACAGGGGAAGUUCCCAGUUGAGGAGGCAGUUCCAGUGAUGAAACUUGGUUUGAUCUGCACUUCCCAAGUACCAUCAAAUCGGCCAGACAUGGGAGAAGUAGUUAAAAUAUUGGAGCUAAUUAGAUGCCCUUUAGACAGCCCAGAGGAGCUGGUAUAAACUUAACUAAUAUAUUGAACAACUGAGAGAGAGUAUUUACAAUGAAUUGUCCGGCGAAGAGGAAUCCGGUUUGUUCAUUUUAGUAGAGAAGAAGAUUUGAUUGUUGGAAAAAGAUUUCCCCUUGUUUUGUUGUAUUGUUUAUCCACUUUUCAGUUUUAAGUUGUAGCUUCUUCUCUGUCAUAGCUAAGAUACCGGAUUCCUUUUCACCGGGUUCCAAUUUGGGACCCUUUUGGAUAUUAUUACCCAAUUACCAAGCUUAUCUCUUGAUGCA